CUUCUUUCUUACUCUCCAAUUUUUAUCAUUGGGUAAACCCAAGACAGUGCUUCCUCCGGCAAAGCUAUUGUUUCUUUCUCAAAUUCACACAGAAACCCUAAAAGUCUCUCCCUCCCGCCGCUCAAGUUGGGUGCUGAGGCCAACCCACCUCGCCGUUCAAGGCAUAUUCUUGUUUCUGGUUUAAAGGUCUUAUUGCUUUCAACAACUUUUGGUUGUCGAAAGGUUGCAAGCCAUGGCGGAUGAGAUUGAUUUAACUGGAGAUGGAAGUGUCCUUAAGACAAUUGUUAGGCAUGCUAAAGCAGAUGCAGUUGCUCCAACUGAAGAUCUUCCUCUCGUGGAUGUUCAUUAUGAGGGCAUUCUUGCUGAAACGGGAGAUGUCUUUGAUACUACACGCGAAGACAAUACUGUUUUCUCCUUUGAGGUUGGGAAGGGGGCUGUGAUCAAGGCUUGGGACAUUGCAUUACGAACCAUGAAGGUUGGGGAGAUAGCCAAAAUCACUUGCAAGCCAGAUUAUGCCUAUGGAAGUGCUGGUUCCCCUCCAGAUAUCCCACCGGAGGCAACACUUAUUUUUGAGGUAGAAUUGAUUUCCUGCAAUCCACGUAAGGGAUCAAGCCUUGGUAGUGUUUCAGAGGAGAGGGCUAGACUAGAAGAGCUGAAGAAGCAGAGAGAGAUUGCCUCUGCCACGAAAGAGGAGGAGAAAAAAAAAAGAGAAGAAGCCAAAGCUGCUGCUGCCGCACGAAUUCAAGCGAAGUUAGAUUCAAAAAAAGGGAAGGGAAAGGGCAAAGGAAAAUAAGUCCUGAAUUGAAAUUUACAUCAAGUGUAUGGGACUGAUGCAAUUUACUUAGUUUGGCUAGUGUUACUGAAUGAGAUAUUAAUUUCGUCAACUCUGUAUGACUUGGUUUUAACACUUGUGCUGCAAUAAACAUAAAGGAAUGAUUACACUUC
Messenger RNA from Humulus lupulus (European hop), 945 nucleotides. RefSeq names its product peptidyl-prolyl cis-trans isomerase FKBP20-1. Gene Ontology annotation, molecular function: peptidyl-prolyl cis-trans isomerase activity. NCBI's taxonomy places the organism in Eukaryota, Viridiplantae, Streptophyta, Magnoliopsida, Rosales, Cannabaceae. Bases 233 to 793 code for a protein of 186 amino acids. Gene Ontology annotation, biological process: protein peptidyl-prolyl isomerization. Gene Ontology annotation, cellular component: cytoplasm. The transcript is spliced from 6 exons. The record is from RefSeq and is a predicted model, not a curated record.